CUAGAUAAUGAGCGACACAAAUAUAGAAGCGGAGAGCAACACGCCAGAGGAACUGGAUGUGGGCAGCGAGAAAUUUAAUCCACUCCGGGCACUCUACGCCGCAGAUUUCAAAGUCACUGAAAGGGCGCCAAAAGUUCUGUAUCAAAAUCUGGCAGCUUUUGAAAGUGCUCUUGUAAAAUUCGGCGUUUGGCAACUGAACAAGCGGCAGAAAAACAACGAUGUGCCACCAAAGGCAACAAACAGCAAAAAUCCUUUUUCGGCGGUCGGGGAGCCGUCGAGUGAACGGCGUUUUGAGCCCCAUCAAAUGCCAGUUGAAGGUGUCCCUAAAUCGAAAUACCAGCGCAAUCUUUUCACACAUAUGGCAGGCGCCGAAGGUCCGUUGGCGUUGCUGCAAAAACAUUUGCCAACACCGGAGAAGCUGGGUCAGAUGCGGCUGCGGGUUUACUUGCGCAACGAACACACUAUUGGCGGCCAUAUCGACGGGCAACUUGUGGCCUUUGACAAACAGUGGAACCUCCUGCUGAAAAACGCCGUUGAGGUCUGGCAGCGUCGCAAAUAUAAAUUUGGCGAGCAAAAGAUUUGUAGCACACCUGUGUCAGAAGAAUGCCGCAACCGACUACGGCGAAUGGGAAUCACAGUGCCCGAAGUGCAUGUGAAAAGUCUAAACCGUAAAAACGUACAGCUACGCCGCGAAAUACCCCAACUUGUGGUCCGCGGCGAAAACAUAGCUUUAAUUACAUUUAUUAAUAAUCCAAACGAGUAAAAGUUGCAUUUUUGUCA
Messenger RNA from Drosophila novamexicana, 780 nucleotides. It is a transcript of the gene Lsm11, whose product is annotated as U7 snRNA-associated Sm-like protein LSm11. Gene Ontology annotation, molecular function: U7 snRNA binding. Gene Ontology annotation, cellular component: U7 snRNP. Lineage: Eukaryota; Metazoa; Arthropoda; Insecta; Diptera; Drosophilidae. The coding region runs from base 8 to 763 and encodes 251 amino acids. The transcript has a single exon. Gene Ontology annotation, biological process: mRNA 3'-end processing by stem-loop binding and cleavage. The record is from RefSeq and is a predicted model, not a curated record.